Miscanthus lutarioriparius is the source of this 534-nucleotide messenger RNA. NCBI's taxonomy places the organism in Eukaryota, Viridiplantae, Streptophyta, Magnoliopsida, Poales, Poaceae. The record is from the annotation of a GenBank genome assembly.
AUGGCGAUGCCGUGCCGUCUCGUCCGGCUUCUCCUGACGGCCAGCUGCAUCCUGCUUCAGGCCCUUGGCGCCCACGCCAUUACCCGCCAUUACAAGUUCAACGUGGUUAAGAGGAACAUGACACGGCUUUGCUCGACCAAGCCCAUCCUCACUGUGAAUGGCAAGUUCCCAGGACCAACCCUUUAUGCAAGAGAGGGCGAUAAUGUUCUUGUCAAGGUCGUCAACCAUGCAACUCACAAUGUCACCAUCCACUGGAAGAACAAGAAGGAUAUCACUGGCAACCCCAGGGCUCUCAGGAGGCUGCUGAGGACAUCUUGUGAGAGGGCGAAGAAGAACCUGUCCUCCAUGGCGCAGACCACCAUUAAGAUUGGCACACUGUGUGAGGGCAUUGAGUUCUACUCCACUAUCACCCGUGCCAGAAUUCCAAAGGUGCAGCAAUUUCUUCAGGACUUCUUCAAUAGUAAAGACCUGGGCAAGAGCAUCAACCCAGAUGACGUUGUUGCCUACGGUGCUGCUGUCCAGGUUGCCAUUUAA